Molecule: messenger RNA, 4104 nt
Organism: Lates calcarifer (barramundi perch)
Lineage: Eukaryota; Metazoa; Chordata; Actinopteri; Centropomidae
Gene: lgi1b
Product: leucine-rich, glioma inactivated 1b
Biological process (GO): myelination
Molecular function (GO): protein binding
Source: RefSeq, a predicted model, not a curated record
ACAUCUGAUUAGACAUGAUGAGUUUACAUGCAUAAACAUACCUGUUUGCAUGAUUAUACAAAUUACAAACAGCUGUAUGCAUCAAAUUGCAGCAGUAACUGAGAGAGGAGCACAUGGGUCAAAGUAGUCUCUGAGAGUUAUCUCCACUGCACAUUUCAGGAUAUGGCAUGUAUGCAGUGUCUAAAAAUUCUGUGAAACUUUAGUGCUUUCACUUAUCAGCAUGUGUCGCCAACACAAGAUUGGCUCCCGCUGCUGGAGGCGUUGUUUCUCCCCUGAGCCCUGGAUCCUGAUUGGAGCAGCACCUGGACCGGCCCUCCAAUCAAACGGAUGCAAUUUGGGGACCGAGGUUAUGAAACCUCGGCCAGCUCGAUAUUUGGGGGUGGCUGAUAGCCACAUCUCGCUAGCAGAUCUUUUGUUGCGUUGAGAUUGAUGCUAACCGAUUAGUUUACUCUGUGAAGGCUGUGCAUUACCUCCAAGGUACUUGUGAAAACAUCUGGGGACUGGGACAGAACGAAUCCGCUGGACUGGUGCCUUCCUAUUGAGACGCAAGAAGCAUAGACACCAGCUCGCAUCAGAGCGCAAGAACACCAGCUUCUAUCAUUAAAACAAACAAGACUGGCAUUGGGGGAAAAAAUCAGAAAACAUUGUUAAAUCCUGUGAUUACUCCUCGCGGAUUUUUGCCCCAUAGAAGUUGCAUGUGCAGGAGUGACAGUCCUCGGCCGGGACAGAAGGAAUGGGAUACCCGGGCAGAGCAGUGAGAGGAUGGAGAGGGUGGAAAGGAUGGACGCUCUUGGUUUGGGUCGCCGCUGUCAGCCCGCUUUUGGCAGACGGACGGAGAGUGAGGCAGCCCAGAUGUCCCAGUGGAUGUAUCUGCACCAAAGACAAUGCCCUGUGUGAGAAUGUUCGAUCCGUGCCUCACACUUUCCCCCCAGACGUCGUGUCAUUAUCUUUUGUUAAGUCUGGAUUUCAUGAAAUCACCGGGGGAAGCUUUGUUCACACGCCUGCCCUGCAACUGCUAUUGUUCACAGCAAACUCGUUUGACCUCAUUGAUGAAGACGCAUUCCUAGGCUUACCACAUCUUGAAUAUCUAUUUAUUGAAAAUAACAAAAUUGCAUCAAUAUCCCCAUUUGCGUUCCGGGGCCUGAAAGCACUGAUACAUCUGAGUCUGGCUUACAACAAUCUUGAGACGCUGCCCAAGGAUGUCUUCAAGGGCAUGGAUGCUUUGACCAAAGUGGAUCUGCGAGGCAACAACCUGAUAUGCGACUGCAAGCUCAAGUGGCUGGUGGAGUGGAUGCACCACACCAAUGCCACCCUGGAUGAGAUCUACUGCAGCGGCCCGCCCAUUCACCAGGGCAAGAAGAUCAAUGACCUGCUACCACACUCUUUUGACUGCAUCACAGCAGAGUUUGCCUCCUAUCAGUCACUGAAGUUCGAGUCCAUUUCAGUGGAGGCCUUCACCUUUGGUAAAGAUCAGUAUGUUGUGUUUCCCCAACCAUUUGCUGGGACCUGCAGCUUCCUAGAAUGGGAUCAUGUUGAGAUGACCUUCAGAACCUAUGACACCAUUGAAAGCACCUCCACCGUGGUCUGCAAGCCCAUGGUUAUCAACAACCACCUCUUCAUCAUUGUGGCCCAGUUGUUCGGGGGUUCGCACAUUUACAAACGCGACACCUCCGCCAACAAGUUCAUCAAGAUCCAGGACAUCGACAUCCUGAAAAUCCGCAAACCCAAUGACGUCGAGACGUUCGUGAUCGACGGGGAAUCUUUCUUCGUCAUCGCCGACAGUUCUAAGGCCGGCUCCACAACGGUGUACAAAUGGAACGGCAAUGGCUUCUACUCCCACCAGUCUCUCCACCCGUGGUACCGGGACACAGAUGUAGAAUAUUUGGAGAUCUCCAACAAGCCCCACCUGAUCUUGUCCAGCAGCUCCCAGAGGCCUGUUGUGUACCAGUGGAACAGGAACCAGAAACAGUUUGACCGCCGGACUGACAUACCAGACAUGGAGGACGUCUUCUCUGUCAAACACUUUCGGGUCCAAGGUGAGCUGUUUAUAUGCUUAACAAGAUUCAUCGGGGACUCCAAGGUGAUGCGCUGGGACGGUGCCCUGUUCAAGGAGGUCCAGACAUUUCCCUCCCGCGGCUCCAUGGUGUUCCAACCUGUCUCAGUCGGCAAGUGGCAGUACGCCAUCUUGGGCAGCGAUUACUCACUGACGCAGGUCUACUUGUGGGACACCAAGAGGGGCCAGCUUGUCCCAUCCCAGGAGCUGAAUAUCCAGGCACCUCGAGCAUUCUCUCUGGUUUCCAUCGACGGCCGGGUAUUCCUGCUCGCGUCCAGCUUCAAGGGAAAAACUCAGAUAUACGAGCACCUCAUGAUUGAUUUGAGUAAUUAAACCCAUCAUCAAAGUCAGGACAAAGUAUGUACACUACAAUUCAAUUUUUUUAUUUUUUUAUUUUUUUCAGUUUUUAACUUGUCAGUCCAAUUUGAACCUGCUAGCAAUUCGCACCUAGGUUCAAACAGAUGGAAGUUUCAGAUUGAAUUUCACUGGGAAGCGUAUGUAAGAAAUUAUUGUGAGACACCAUUUCCAUGACACUGAAAAUAUGUUCUACACAAUCACUUAUACUUAAUGUUUGGCAACCAGCUGCAACUAGUUAAUUUUGAUCAACUCUUUAUAUUUCAUUGAUUCUCUCCUACUUAAGACUGCCUUAUUGUCCAUUUGAAAAAUGUAAUUACUCAGAGUGCGAACUGACUAUCUUUCAGGAAAAACAAGCUAUCAAUUCAUAGUUUUUUGUCUGUUAUUCAACCUUGUAGAUCUGAAACUCAACAUAUAGUAUGUGUUUUUGCUAUUAAUCUCUAUGUGUUGUUUUAUGUCUCUUGUAGGAAGUUGAUAGGAAAGAUUUAGGAAUUUGGUAGUGCUGUUUACCAUGUGACAAUAGCUAGAUGGUGAAAUAUUUCCUGACAAAAGGAGGCAAAAUGCGUCCAAAGUGACAUGUGCAGUUGUAUCCAAAAAACUAUGGACACAAAAGAAUUUUUUUUUCCUUAAGUUACCUUUAAUUAAACAAGGCAUUUCAGGAAAAUUAGCCUCACCAUAAAAUAGAUUAUUGAGCACUGGAUGUAACCUACUAUGAGGUACGUGGAUGUUGUAUUCAUGCUUGUGUAGGUUCGUCUCAUGGAUUACUUAGGCCUUUAAAUCUCUCAAGGCAUCAUCACUCUGUCACAUGAGAGCUGUUGAGACUCAGUGACAAAGCCUGGGUUGUUAGACACCUUGUGGAAUAUCUGAACAGUCUCUCAAAUUACAAUCUAAUCCAUGUUUGAGGAUAGUACUGAUAGUAAUGUUAGGGAUAGUUUGUUACUAUAAGACAAGAGUUUGAAAUUAAUACUUGCUUCCAGCCAAAUGCAGGUAGAAAAUUGACUAGUUUCCAAUAUAGCAAGCAAAAUUAAAUGAAGAAUCCACUAAACAAUGUGAGAAACUGACGGGGAAAAAAAGAUCUCAGUUCUGUGUACUCCUAGAUAAGCAAGACUGUAUGUGUGACACAGACACUCACGGUGUUGAUUCCUGAUGAAUGACUCGCUAGAAGCAUCCCACUGUGUCAACCAGUUCUCUCUCUUUCACUGCACUCUUGCCCCUUUUCUCCCUCAUUGACAAAACCAUUGUUGUCUUUACUCCACCAACUGAAAGCCAACCACUGUGCAGCACCUCCUACCUGUGCUUUCACACAGUCAUCUUAUUCUGAUACAAAAGGAAUAGAAAUAUUGCUAACAACUUAAUUUCACUGACAACAAUUUGCCAAAUAUAAUGUUUACGUUUUUACAAUACUGUGUAAAGUAAUUUAUAUGAUAUUGCUUUUGUAUGUAGAGGGGACCACGUUUUAUUUUUCAUAGACAUAGAAUUUAGUGUAGAUAAAAAAAAACAAAACGAAACAAGGAUCACCUCUUUAAACACCGUGUAACAUGCUACUUCUACAUAACAGUAAGCUUACUUGUGUCAGUCUAAUCUAGUUAGGUAAGGAUAGAGGAUAUUAGCUUAUAGCUAUUAGAUAUUAGCGAUUCCUUUGUCGUCUUGCCCAUUGUAUUUUAUGUACAGUAGUAAUAAAAACACUAAAUCACCUA